This is a messenger RNA of Gadus macrocephalus (Pacific cod), 743 nucleotides long. It is a transcript of the gene pyya, whose product is annotated as peptide YYa. The coding region runs from base 123 to 416 and encodes 97 amino acids. Lineage: Eukaryota; Metazoa; Chordata; Actinopteri; Gadiformes; Gadidae. Gene Ontology annotation, biological process: feeding behavior; neuropeptide signaling pathway. Gene Ontology annotation, cellular component: extracellular region. The transcript is spliced from 4 exons. The record is from RefSeq and is a predicted model, not a curated record. Gene Ontology annotation, molecular function: neuropeptide hormone activity; neuropeptide Y receptor binding.
GGGAAAAAUAAAGAGCUGUGUUUGAGCCGACCGUGAAGCAAAGACAUCCUCUCAGAGACCGCCUGCCGUUACACCGUGCCAGUUGUUUCAACACCUGUAGCGACCAAGCUCUUCCUCUCAAAAUGGCGGUGAUGCUGAAGACGUGGACGGUGCUGGUGGCCCUGGUGCUGUGUGUGCUGGUGUGUCUGGGGACCCUGGCCGACGCGUACCCCCCCAAACCGGAGAACCCUGGGGAGGACGCAGCCCCCGAGGAGCUGGCCAAGUACUACACCGCUCUGAGGCACUACAUCAACCUGAUCACCAGGCAGAGAUAUGGAAAGCGUUCAGCCCAGGAGGACGUGAUGGCAGAGCUGAUGUUUGGCAGAGACAGUACCAGAGACCAGCGGUCAAGGUACGACGACACCUACAUGUGGUGACUCCGCCUCCUCUCUCCCUCAACACCGGGUACCCCCUCCAGGUGUUACUCAUGAUGCACCUGGAGGGGCCAACAUGUGCCUCUUGUCUCUGAACCCUCCCUCGUCCUCGUCCUUCCCCCCUCUCUCUCUCUCUCGCUCUGUCUCUAUCUCUGUCUCUCUCUCUUGCUCGCACUCUUUUUCUCUCUUUAGCAUUUCUCUCGCCAUAUCUGUUACUUUCCUCCAUGUUUGUGAGCAGAAAACUUGUGAACUAAUAUAUGAUAUAAAUACAUGUCCAACAACUGUGGCUAAAUCCUUGGUUGGAACCCUAUUUCCUGUGUGUGUGUGUGU